AUGUCGAGAAAGAAUCUUCAGCGACUGAUCAAGACUAGGUUCCAACUCUUCCAGGGUGCCACCUCCUCACCCCGAGACACUGGAUUCACCCUUUUCUCUUCAUCAACCUUAUUCUUCAAAUAUCUCCCGUCGUGGCUCAAGAAAGACAUUUCCAAGCUCACCUGGAGCGUAUCAACAUCAGCAUUCGACAACACCGUCCUGAGAGGUCUCCCCCUAGCUAUCGACCAUCCUACGACCGGUAAGCUAUGCCUUCGAUACCACGAACCUUGGCCGCAGUCCAAGACGCGAUUUGAUGCUUCGGAUGUUACAAUCGACGGGCUCGAAGCUACAGAGAGCGCUGCGAUUUGCGAAACCAUCGACUCGGUCCUGUAUGAUCGUCGGGUUGCGCUGUACUAUGCUUGGGAUAAGGGUGAUAUCUUGGUCAGCGAUAACAUCUUGAUGAUGCAUACCAGGAGUGAUUUCACCGCUGGCGUUGAUCGUGAGCUAUGGCGAAUUCACUUUGACUAG
Fusarium musae is the source of this 507-nucleotide messenger RNA. RefSeq lists its product as uncharacterized. Bases 1 to 507 code for a protein of 168 amino acids. Gene Ontology annotation, molecular function: oxidoreductase activity. The record is from RefSeq and is a predicted model, not a curated record. NCBI's taxonomy places the organism in Eukaryota, Fungi, Ascomycota, Sordariomycetes, Hypocreales, Nectriaceae. The transcript has a single exon.